UUCAUCUAGUUUGCUUACUUUAAAAAAUCUUCUCCUUUGAAACUGCUGAAUCAAUUUCAGCAAACUUGGGCUGAAUGAGUUUCAGAGUAUCUAGUAAACAAUUUGUAUUUUAUUUCCUUGUACGUCAAGAACUUAGCCACUAUGGCUAAAAUGGAACAUAGGGGUAAAUGCAUGUUUUUGCUUUUGAAGAAAAUAUGACCGAUACAAAGAACAUUUUAAUGGCAUUUUUAAGCCACUCAUUAAUAUAUAUUGAAAAGCAAAAAUAAUCAUUGAUGAAAGAUUUAAGCAAAACAUUACAGGUGAGCGAUUCAGGCUCUUGAGAGCCUCUUGUUAUUUAUCUAUUUACAGCUCCUAGGAAACUUGACAUAGUUAAAUGCACUGAUUGUUCAAUAAACAUUGAAUGGUUUAGUGAUGUCCCAGACGAGUGCCUAUCAUAUGAGCUUGAUCAUCGACCUAAAGGAACAAAUGACUGGUCUACCGGAACAUUCCUUUCUGAAGAAGUAUUGGAAGCGGAAGAUGGACGACGCAUGUACACACUUCAAAAUCUGCUACCUGAAACAUAUUAUGAAUUAAAAAUGCGUUCUGUUUAUAAAGAUGCCAAAAGCCAUUAUUCGGAGUCUAUGACCAAGCAGACACUUAAACUAGUUUUGCCAGAAGCCAUAAAUCAAUUAUCAGAGGAAGAUAAAAUCAGAUACAAAAAGCUUAUGGACAGUUCCCAAACCGAAAACCGAUAUUUUGUAAGAAUUAUGAUAGUUGGAAAGGAAUCGGCUGGAAAAACAUGCUUAUUGAGAAGAUUAUUGAAGGAAAGCAUAUCUGAUGUCUCUAGCACAGAUGGCGUUGACAUUGUUGUUCGUAGAUGUAAAAUCAAUAUAGAAGAUGGGAAAUGGACCAUCGACAAAGAUAUUGAUGAUGAUAAAGAAGACCGAAUAAAGAGAGCACUUACUCCAAAUGAUAAUUCAAAAAUUACAACAGAGGAUUAUAGAGAGAAGGAUUUGGCUGAAUUAGAAAAAAUACAAAAAACUGGUAGCAAUGCACUAGAUAAAAUGUCAAAAAUCGAAAAUAAAUUAUCCCCGGUAGACAUUACACAUGAUGUAUCUGGUCAUAAGAAAGACAUUACGGAAAUGUGCGUAGAUGCGACAAAGGGAGACACUAUAACGCAUCAUGAGGAACUAUCUGACAAAGAAAAUAUUGACGAAAAUAUAGAUGAUAAUGGGCCUUCGUUAUUGGUUAUGCCUGAGGAUUUGAUGUCUCAUGUGCUAACUUACUCAGCUACAAAUACUUCAUCGAACCUUUAUGCAUUAUGUGAAUUAUGGGACUUUGCAGGACAAAAGGAAUUUUAUGCUACACAUCAAGCAUUUUUGACAAGUAAUGCGGUAUACCUUGUUGUUGCAGAUAUGAAUAGCGAUAUCAGCAAACAAAGCACUAGUCAGUGUUUUGCUAAUUUUCAGGAUGUUGGAGGGUAUGUUGAUUUUUGGUUUGAUUCUAUCCAUUGUCAUCGAACGGUCGACAAUCCAGUGACUGAGCACUUUGAACCUCCUAUUCUAUUAGUUUUUACUGGAAAGGAUAAAUGUGACAAGGCACAGUUUACAAAAAGAAAAGAGGAGCUUGAUAAACAAAUAGAUGAAGUUUUGGGACACAGAAGCAAAUAUCAUCACUUGCACGAAAAGUUUUAUUUGUCAAAUACAGAAGAUUCUGAGGAAGAAUUCUUAACGUUACAAAACGCAAUCUUCAAGACUGCCAGAAAAAUGGAUAUUUGGGGUAAAGCUUUUCCGUUAAAAUGGAUUCUUUUAGAGCAAUUGAUUGAAUUAAAUAAAGACAAUGGGAAAAAUUUUAUCACUUUUACUGACAUGGUCAAUAUGGGUAAACAUCCUGAUAUCAAUAUACUAAAAAAAAAAGAUUUGUUGAUGUUUCUUAGAUUUCAACAUAAUGUAGGGAAUGUUAUUUUCUUUGAAAAUAUUCAGGAU
Mytilus californianus (California mussel) is the source of this 1964-nucleotide messenger RNA. RefSeq lists its product as uncharacterized. NCBI's taxonomy places the organism in Eukaryota, Metazoa, Mollusca, Bivalvia, Mytilida, Mytilidae. The record is from RefSeq and is a predicted model, not a curated record. The annotation marks the transcript as partial. The transcript is spliced from 5 exons. Gene Ontology annotation, molecular function: protein binding.